AUGACAGUUCUAAAGUCAUGGGUCCGGACCAAAACAGUGAUUUGUGUGUUAUCCAUACUGAUGGCCAUUGUUUUGCAAGUCACAAGUUUGAGUGGACCCAAUGUGUGCACAGUGAAACAGAAGUACAACAUAACGAAACGUGUGAAGUAUCGCGCUCCAAUGUCAGUGAGAACAUACGAGUGGUGCUUCUCAAUGCCGCCGAGAUGUUCUCGCUGGAAGACCGAGAUGAGAGACCUGACGAGACUUGAAACGCAGGAACGUACUGCAGACGUAACUGUGUGCUGUCCAGGAUAUAAAAUGAAGGAAGUUUCGUGUGUUCCUAUUUGUCCAAACGGAAAAACUGGCAAUAAAUGCUCAGAAGAAUGUCCACCAAACAAAUGGGGGCCAAACUGUGUGAAUAAUUGUAAAAAAUGUUUGAAAGGAACUUGCUCACCAAUCACUGGAGAUUGUGAAUGCCUGGAAGGAUGGCAAGGUGAGAGUUGCAAUAUCCGCAUGACUACACAACCCCCGCCUGCACUAAUGGAAGAAAUACUAACAACUACAAAGUCUACUCUUCAAACUUUACCUCCCUUUACUAAAACUGUUGCCACUACCAAAACGGUUUCUUUAGAAUCGACAACACCUGUGACUUAUAAUAGUCCAAUAUCUACUAAAUAUGCCACAACUCUUAAAACUGAAGAAAUGACGACCUCUACAAAAACAACUAUGAUAGUAGCCAAUGAUGCAUAUAGUAAUGUUGCUUUACCCUCCACAACUGCUGGUGCACCAAUGUCUAUAGAUACAACUCAGACAGUGCCAACUACCUUUGUUUACAAUAGAACCGAAACCCCCACAGAAGGUACGUCGACAAACUUAACUUCUGCGCAUGUAACUUCAGUUUCUAAGUCUCCAUUGACUACUAAAACCAUCCGAAACAUCUUUAUAACCACACCAAUAUCUUCUACGAUUUAUUCUACGUCUACUCCAGCUUUGACUACUUUGAACGAAAUUUCAACUACAACCGAGGCCGUUAAAAAGAUUGAGACAAAUACAAAGUUUUUAAAUGUCUCAAAAUUUAAGCCCAAGGAAAUAUGGAUCAAGCCGACUCAGAAAGGUAUAUCAACAGAAUUCAAAUUGAAAAUUAGUCCAAACCACGAACGAAUACCUAUAAGAAAUGGAAGUAAGAAUGAUUCAUCGUCAGAAAUAACUACUCCGAGGACAAUUAUAGUUUCUAUUAUACCCACUUCAGUAUCACAUGCUUCAUUUAAAAAAAUUGCAUUGACGACCGCCACUCACAUAGCUCGGAAUACGAAAACACAGAAAACGUACAACCAAAGUGUGGAAACUGGCUUUACAAGAUCCAUGGCAGCGACCCCUACUCAAGCACCCUUUACCAUAAAAAUAUUAACUACACGCCAAAGAAAUUUAUCCACCAUGACACCAAUUAUAAAAAAUGUUACAAAAACAAUGAUACCAAAGACGUCGUCUAAAAAAGCAUUAACAAAAAUUUCACCUGCCGCAAAACCUUCUAAUAUUACAAAGGUGGCUUUCACUACAUCAACACUGAAAAAUAAAUCAACUAACAGCAUGACGAAUCUUGCAAUUACAAAUCAAAAAUCUUUUUACAGCACUAACGCCAUAGCUUUACAAACUUCCACUAGCAAUGUUUCUGAAAUAACAACUAGAGCGACCAUAAAUUUAAAAGAUGAAAGAAAAUUCUUAAAAGACGAAAUAUUCAGAACUCCAGAGACCACCCAUGAAACGACUACUAAAAGAUCUAAAACAACUAACAUUACCGAACAAGUUAAAACUACUAUUCUUGUAAAAAUUCCACCAAAGAAGACUAAUCUGAGAAAUACAACUAAAACCAUUCCUAAUACAAUAACAACUGAGAGUCCGUCUGAAGAUGAAACAUUUCAUAUUUUAACAGAGCCGGAGCAUAUCACAGCAGUCAUGACCGAUAAGGAGAGAGAAAAAAAUUCGCUUGAUCUUAUUUCUGUUGUAAGUGUCGUUGGAGGUAUAAUGAUGGCAGUUAUAACAGUGGCUGUAAUAAUAGUUAUGUUUGAAAGGUGUAGGAGGCCUAGAUAUGAUGAUAUAAGGAAAAUACACGAUAUACAGAUGAGGGCUAUGAUGGGUAACGAUGAUCCGCCUCCGUAUGUAAGGAGCAUCUUUCAUACGCCAUUACCAGAGCCACCUCGUUCAGAAAAGUGCCACUAUCAACCAAUAUCCACAUUGGAUAGAAACUUGAAACAAUUUAUGAGGCCUGUAGUAGUACAAAACAUUUCACCGAUAAUGCUGGAAAACUUUCGAGGCAUUCUUGAAUGUCAUUAUGAUCACCUACCACAAAGAAGUCUAGAAGUAUCUGCUCGGUCAUCUAUCGCGCCAUCUAUUAACCAUGAGGAACAACACAGUCAUCGAACCUUAGCGGAGUAUACCAUUGACGCACUGAAAUGUGAAGCUAAAUUAGACAUUAUUGACAGUACAAAUGCUGAGCCAUUAUACGCCGAAAUCCCGUGUUGGAGGCCGCCAUCUGAACACGCUGUUGAAGUCAUGAAUUUAAACGGAGAAGCGGUCACGGAAUUAUGA
Messenger RNA from Pieris macdunnoughi, 2565 nucleotides. The record is from the annotation of a GenBank genome assembly. NCBI's taxonomy places the organism in Eukaryota, Metazoa, Arthropoda, Insecta, Lepidoptera, Pieridae.